GGCGGAGAAGCGGCGGACCGUUCGCGCUCCUCUCUGGGCGAGCCGCGCGUGCAAGCAAGCGGCUGGCUGCUGGUGGUUCUUGCUGGGCCAGCAAACGUCGUCGUCGCCGACGCACGCCGCUAGCGCCCCCCGGCGAUCGCCACGAAGGGUGCACGCGUCGGCAGCAGCCCCUUCUGUUUGGAAGUCGUGCGCCUCCACAGGUGGCCCGCGGUGCGAGAGAGCAGCCAGCGCAGCGCGCGCACACACGCACGACGUUCGCCGCUACCGCUGCUGUUUGGCCGAUGGAUUCGUCAGCGGCGCUGGCCGCACGGGAGAAAGAGGCUGGCGCGGCGCCUGCCGGACCACGACGACUACUACGACGGCGGCGACGACUACUAAGCGCUUAGCGCAGCGGGAGGGCACGCAACCGACCGCUAGCGUAGCGCGGCCCCCGCGCGGCGGCGUCCGCUGGGUGGUCCGUGACGGACGGCGUUGGUUGCGCCUGCUGCGUUUGGAAAAGACUUCUCCGGCGUUCAACUUGGCUCGCUUACCCUUCUCUCGCCAUCGCCUUGCCGCCCCCCACACCCCGACUCGCCGCCCCCUAGCAAGAGACGACAGCGAUCGACACAUCUUGCGAAUCGCUCCGCGCUCUUCCUCCGGCUCCUCCCGUGAAUUGUGCAUUUUUUUUUUCCUCUCUCGCUGACGCCCGAACAGCUGGAACUCCCCCACCCGCUUCCAUAGCCAACAUCCGCAUCCCUCCUCCGAAACUUUCUUCGCAACGACGGAGGAGUGUGUAUAAGCUUCAAAGCGCGAACAGGUCGCAGCCGGCGUUCGACUCGGUGGCUCGCCCAGGAGCGGAUGCUCAAUAAGACCGAUACGCGAGGCGAGCCGUUCUCUCUUGUCUUUGCUUUCCUCUCCUUCCUUCCCAUCGGCGACAUCGAGCGCGACGCGCAGUGUCGUCGUCGUCUUUUUCCCACGAGGGAGCUCCGACUGUCUCCUAAACGUCACGCGGGAGUAUAGUGUCGCUCGUGGCUGCAUCACUCCCACCGCCGCCCACGACAUACCACCUCCCCCCGCCCCCCCUCCCCCCUUCGUCUUCUUGUUCUUCUCGGCUGCCUGUGUGCUACACGCGUCGUUUUAUGCCGAGCGGGGCAUUAUUUUUCGUCCCCGCUUUUGUUUCCCGUGCCGUCGUGUCCGGGGGGACUCCUGCGAGAAGAUGGCACUGGGCCGCGUGAGUUGUGACCGGCGGCAAAUUUAGCGUCGACCACAAAAAACGCCCGCCUACCCGCCGUUGUCGGCGUCUUCUUCUUGCUCUUCUUCCUGUGGUCGUAGUCUCGCGCGACGCCUGGCUCGCACACGCUCCGAACAGGAAGCGGUGGUCGCGCGGCGCCGCUCCGACCGUAAAAGCGACGCAAGUGGACGACAAGCCUCUGCAGCGCAACAGUGCAUUGCGAAAGGACGUGUCGCCGGCUGACGUCACCGAUCCCUGGGCGAGCUUUCCGGAGGCCCCCCUUCAUCGCGGCGCGAACUUGAAGAACGGGAGCCAUGGGCGGAGCCACGCAUUUGAGGUGGUUGCUCCUUCUCUGUCUCUGCUGGAAAUCGUUGACGCUGUCCCCCGAAGUUGGGCAAGCGCCGCAUUCGACGCAAUCGAAGGCGGCAGACCUGCGCCGGCGCAACAGCAUCGGAGCGGACGGCAGCCCGCCGUCGUCCGCCUCAGCGGCGGCUGCCGCUGAGGCCACAGCCGGUGUGCCCUUGAGCCGAAGCUGGACGAGCUGGAGCCCCUGGUCGCCGUGCUCGAGAUCAUGCGGUGGCGGGCUCUCCUACCAGACACGGCGCUGCCUUGGAAGGCCUCCGCGACAUCGGCGUGUGCGCAACAGCAAGAAGGCUGGUCGCUGCCGUGGACCUGCCAAGCGUUAUCGAAUCUGCGGCGUUGAGCCGUGUAACGCAAACGAAACCGACCCGAGACAGGAGCAGUGCUCUGCCUUCGACAACAUGAGUUUCGGAGGCAAUAAGUACGUGUGGAAGAAGUUCCUCAGGGAACCCGCCGACUGCCAGUUGCAUUGUCAGCCGAUGGGCCAUCGCUUCUACGCCACGCUGGCCAAGCUGGUGAGAGACGGCACCCCUUGUUCCACUGGCCUGGACGAUCGCGUCUGCAUUGGCGGCAGCUGCCUGGCAGUGGGCUGCGACGGCGUGGUGAGCUCACGCCGCAGCGCCGACCUGUGCGGCGUGUGCGGCGGUGACAACGCGACGUGCCGGACGUUCUCGGGCCUGCUGACGCUGCGCAACUUGUCCAAGGACUACGAGGUGAUCGCGGUCAUACCCAAGGGUGCGGCCAGCCUCGUGGCCACGUCAGAAGGAAACAGACUCGCCGUGAAAGACGCCGAGAACGGUCGCUUCAUACUGAACGGCAACGCCGGCGUGUGGGAUCCUGCCGGCGUGUACGCGGGCGCAGGCACCCGUUUCCACUACCGCGUCCAGAAUCGCACCGGCACCCAGUCCUUGGAGGCCAGAGGACCUCUCGCCAGGCCUGUCCACCUCAUGCUGGUGUUCCGCAGCCCAAACCUAGGCGUCAAGUUCCAGUACAGUGUGAGCAGCCGCGUGGCCAACAAGGGUGUGCCCCCGUCGGCACCAGCGGACGAGCCUUCGCUCGGCGGACAGUUCCUGCGGUCACGCGCCGUGCUCGAGACGGGCCCGUUCCGCUGGCAGCUGACUUUCACUUGCAGCAAAACCUGCGGCACAGGGCUGCUGCACACGGUGGCCAGUUGCGUGCUUUCGGCCACUGGAGCGCCGGUGCCAGAGGAGCACUGCUCAAACCUUCCACGAUUGAGGACCCCGCCGAGCCCGUCGCAACCGGUGCCGUGCAAUACGCAGCCCUGCCCCACCGACCGCAGCAGCCGCAGUGGCGCUGGAGGCGACAUGGACGGCAGUCCUCGCUGGCAGGUGACCUCCGACUGGUCCGCCUGCUCGGCCACGUGCGGCGACGGCCUGCAGCGGCGUACCGUUGUCUGCGUGGGGCUGAGAGGCGGCGCCCUGCGGGACUCGGCGUGCAAUCAGGAGAAACCGCCCUCGGUGAAGCCCUGCAACUCGAAGCCCUGCGCUGUCUGGCAAGCCGGUCCCUGGGGGAAGUGCAGCAGCGAGUGUGGGAAAGGAAUGCGCAAGCGCGAGGUGAGCUGUGGGCCAGGCCUGAAGGUGUCUGCCUGCAAAGCCUCCGAGAAACCCGUCACCGAGCAGGUGUGCGAGAUGCCACCUUGCUCGAGCACCUGGUUCUUCUCAGCCUGGUCCGAGUGUUCCGUCAAGUGUGUUCCGGGCGUUCAGAGGAGACGAGUCUUCUGCGUCCCCGGACAGAAUGAAUGUGACAUGCUGGAUAAGCCUUCGUCCCAGCAACCAUGCCUUGAGCUUUGCACAGGGACCUGGUUCGUGGGACCCUGGUCAAAGUGCCUUCCCGGUUGCGGCAACGGGACGCGCGAACGCCAGGUUCUGUGCGUCGGCCAGCAGGGAGGCCGAUGGACGACGGUGCUGCCCGAUGGCCACUGCGGCUACACAGAGCGGCCGCUCGCCUCGGAACCCUGCGAAACGCCCUGUGCGCCAGAGUGGCAUACGUCCGCGUGGAGCACUUGUUCGACUUCAUGCGGUGGCCGCGGAAGCCAGACGCGCCAGUCGCUGUGCUUGGACGUCAACGGGGAAGUGGCAGGCAUCGAGGCCUGCUCGGAGUCUUCGCGACCUUCGGCCAGGCGUCCGUGCGGCCUGUCCGCGUGCCCCGCGGAGACGGCCGAAGAACGGGGCUGUCGGGACACCCGGAAUCGGUGUGCGCUGGUGGUGCAGGCGCGCCUCUGCAGCUACCCGUACUUCCGCCAGGGAUGCUGCGCUUCGUGCCGCCGCGCCGCCUCCAGCCACCCCCCGCCGGAUGAGGACAGCGCCUGAGUCCGUGUUUCACGCUCGACGAGGAACAUCUCUGCAGGAAGCCGCGGCGGUCGCAUGCACGCCUCUUGAAGAGUCCGUAGUGCAGCACUUCCUGAAGAAAGCAGUUCGGGCGCUUCGCCAACACUACCCUAACAACGACUUGGCACUCCAGCAACGCGAUUGUUUCAUCCGGUUCAGGCCGUGACCAAUCGGAACAUAAGCGGGCGCAGCGUGCUUCUUAAAGGGAACCUCGAGCAAUAGGGUUCUGAUCGCCAAAAGCGGCCCUGGUGGGAAGUCGUCAUCGCUUGCUGUCGUCUAAGGAACCAACCUUGCGAGCAGUAUGCUCAUCAGGCGAGAGGAAACCUCUUGACGCCUAUGAAUUAUCCGGCGACAAGCGUCAUGGCCCCAAUCGCCGAGCGUGGAUGAAUUUAUUUCAUUGGAGCAGUCGCUGACCCCCAAAGUGCCCUGGACGUCGAAGCGCUGUCGCACCCUAAACUUGCACCUGCACUGAGCAAACAGUGUUGAUUCGCCUGUGCGCUUAUUGGCAAGCGCCUGAACUAUAAGACUUAUGUAUCAGUGGCUUUGCCACCCGUGUUGUUCAUUGCCUUGCCAUUUUUUAGCGUAGACUAACGCGUUUUAUUUACGCACCUGGAUGACGUAAACAUAUAGGAAACUGUGCUGACUUUGACCUUGGCCAGCAAGCGUUGCUUUCGCUCGUGCGGGCCUGGUGUCCCAGUUAUUGACUGCGAUAAAGUGUCGAUUGAACUAUGCGGCGGAACGCGAACUGGAAGCGAGAUAUCUGCAAGGCUGAGCGAUUAUCUUUGUACAUAGUUAGGUACUAUCGUAUAACGAGGGUACCCUCUAAGUGCAGCUGUUGUUUCUCGUAGUUAUAGACGCAUAUGUGUGUCGUGUAUAACAGGCAAAUGUGCUACAUCUUGAGUACAGUGAGGAGAUUCGUAUUUCACUUGCCCAUGUUGCGCCUUCGCUUUACGCAAAUAUUGCUCGGGAAAGAAAGAUGGCUGUUCUUCAUCCCUGCAAAUUGAACGCGGCACAUCAAUGUCCCGCUUGGACUAACGUUUGGAAGUUGCUAUGUGAGCGUAGCGGUGUAUAAUAUUGGAAUGCCUGCAAACAGACGACGUGCGCCGAGGCUUCGAAUAUGCGUUUGGAAUUGUCUGUUCGCGGCCUCUUAUUGAGGAGUGAAAUACCGCGGCGCGCGAGUCGUUGCAACUGCUGGCGCAUAGUACAAGGCGCAGAUAAUUUUUACGAUAUAUUGAAGAGGGUCAAAUAACAGCUUAAGCACUCAUGCAGUUAUCGCCCCUUUCCACUUAUGAAAAUGUUCUCCACUCUGACGUUACAUCCCACUGGAUACUCAUAGGAAGGCGUAGCUUGUGCCAUAUAUGGCGUGUUAAAUUUAGAGUACGUCGUGAUGUCAUAUUUAGUAUUAAGCAUCCUGCUACAUGCUCUCCGUAGGAAGGUUUCGCGCUCGUUCCAUAUUCGAACCAUGCGGUGAAGCUGAAAGCAGGUGCACCGCUGUUGAGCAGGCCGUGUGAUUCAGGGAAACUGACUUGCACUGUUUCGGAGCGAGUCCAUAGAGUCGCUCACAUUAGUGCAUUGACAUUUACGGAGCUCACUUGUCGCACGGCUUUACUUGCAAAUUACGGCUUAGCGCCCGUCUACAAGAAGAGAAAAAAUCUGCCAAUUCGAACAUAAAAUUUGUUGCGGAAUGCAGGACGAAUGUAAUGCUUGGAACAGGAAGCCUUUGUUCUUGGGCUUCAAUUACCAGAAUUGUCGUCUUGAUCCUCCAAGUUUCUUGAUGAACAUGUUCAAAGUGUUGAUUUGUCCUUUCUGUCUCCCUGAAUGUGCGCCAGAAUGCGAAUGUUUUAGUUAUGUGCCGUGUUGUCUUUACCAUAGCGCGAACUCACUGUGAUUAUUGACUCUCUGUGGAGUAGAAAACUUGGAGCAGGUCACUGGGGGAGGGGGAUAAAAGUAAGUGUACGCUUUUGUGUGCGCAGACUUGAACAACAAGGAAUGGCUUAAACACAUAGGAGGAAGUUGUUCAUCACCUCAUUCAGCCUUUACUAUUACAUGCAGUGGGGCCUGCUUUAAGGAUAACUAUGGUUUUCCCACUGGCGAAAACGUUUAAAAGGUAUGUUCCGCUUUGACAAAGCCAUAAGCCGACUACCAAAAACGUACCUAGUUUAUAAUAUUUCAAGAAAGUGGGCAUAACCUUUGCAGCCGGUUUAACUGCGGAAGAUGCAGUCGAUAGCGCAGCGCAUCGGCAUCCGCGCAGCAUACAAAUUAGAACGAGAAUAUUUUUGCAUUUUUGUGGACAUAGAAGUUGCACGAAUAUGGUUUCACGUCACUUAACGUCCUCACUGAUAAUGAUGAUGAUAACAAUAAUAAGAAGAAAUAAUAAUAAUAAUUCAUAAUUUAAUGUAGUGUUCAGGAACAUCUAUGAAGCCUUUGUACUGGUGUACUUAAAAACUAGGGCGAUACAUGACGUAAUAAAACAAAUGAGGAGAAAAAAGCAGACGUGGCCAUAAAAGCGAGAUAAUCAUACGACAUUAUUAUCUACACUUGUGCAGAACACAGUAAAUGAACUGGGAUAGGGAUAAUACGUGCUAUAUCUUGUUGAUGGUGAUCGAGCCAUAGGAUAUUGUAUAUUGCUAUAUGGCUGCGCAGAAAAUUCUAAACAAGAAUUGCAGCAAGUAACAACGUUUUAACAGCUAUAUCAGCAGAGCAGACACUUCGCAUUUUCCUGAGCUCCUUGUAGAUAGCGCGCAGAGUACUCCCAGUAUAAGACAACGUCUUUUCUAACCUAAUGGGGCACACACAACUGGGAAUAGAGGUCGCUAUUUACCGAGCCCACAUCGAAUGGUAAUACCGAGUGCGUCCAGCUAUAUUAUCACAGACAUUAUACGCCACCGCAAACGAGCUACAAUACCUCAGUCUCAUCGCUCGCCGCGGAAACGCAGUGUUCGAAGCUAAUAUUCACUGCCACGUUAUCAGCAGUCUACCACCACUCAUUAAACGGACACUGCCAACGAGUUAUCACUGGAGCAUGGCGCAUAACCUAACCAUCGCACCAUUUUUUUCCUCCUCUAAUGUACAGGUUAGUGUUGUUUAUGCGUGAGCUAUGAAUGUCACUCCUGACACCUAUGUCUACAGAACUUCCAGAAAUUAGCAUAAAAUGAUAAGUACAUAAAUUUCUUGCAUUAUUCCAAGGCCAAGAAUAAUCUAACUAUUCCAUUCCAGCGAUAUUUCUUUUCACACUCGAUCAGUCCUCCUACAGUGCCGCGUUCUGUUCACGUUAUCACUGGAACUGGCUAGUCGUGAACGGUGAAUGAUGAGGAAGUAAUAGAACUGAGCGAAAUAAAUGCUCACAAUAACUAUACCCAUCCACCUUGUUUUCUGUGGUUUGUAACUGGCAUAAGCAAGCAUUUUCACGGUACAUACAGUUAAUUCGGCCUAGUUCCGCAUCGCCACAUUAUGCCUCCUCCCAUGUUCGCGAACCCAUCCGUAUAUAGUCUGUUGUUUGCCUAGACAAAAUUUUAGCAGAAUUUUCUCACAGAAGGACACGAGAUUCGAAGGAAUCUUUGCAGUACGUCACUGACUAGCCACUGCCAAGCUUUUACCUUUCUUUUUCUCGACUCGGUGCCAGAAAACGUUAAGUCAGACACAAUAAAUUGUGAAGUUCGGUCUGUGUGCCAAAGAUUCAAUCAAGUGCACUGUCAUGCAAUGGCCAUUUGUUUCAGUGUUUUUUUUUUUUUUUCACUUAACUAUGUGAAAUACUAUAUGCGUGCCCAAGUGGUCAUGAGAGUGCAGCGUUGGAGCGUAUUCAUGAAACACUGCGAGCUAUGCCCUACGUACAAGCUCACGUGUGUCUGCGCGUGUGUGUCUGUAGUGAGCUUUCUCUUUGACUGAAGCUCCUGUCAAUCGCUGUGCACGCAUUUUCUCUCUGACGUACAAAUCAUAAUCUCGAACUGCAAAAGUGCCAAAUUUUUUCCAACAUAGUAGGCACCACGUGCAUGACGCAAAUGUUUAUACAGAACUAACAACUCUAAACACUGAUCGACGAACAGGUCUCCUCGAACAACUGUGUUCAUAUACAAACAAUGGAAAGUGUUCUUGUGGCUAGAAGUAUUAUAUAAGUCGUAAAUUGUUAAGCCUAUGGUAAGCUUAGUUUAAAUUCGACGGAGCUGCUAAAACAUACUUCGCAGUGUUUCUUUUUUUUUCCUUUUUUUAGAAGCUUCUUUUACCGUAAGUAAUCAGGGGCCUAAUUCACGAAGCGUUUCCUUCGUUAAUACUUUUUGCCAUUGGCCAGCCGCCCUCGCUAAUAUAUCCGGCAUCAGGAUUUACUAGAAUUUUGUCUUACGAAAAAUCCUAGCGUAAGAGGUUUUCGUGAAUACGGGUCCAGGGGAGCCCCCAACGUAAAGCCGUUCCCAAUGCUAUGGAUUCACACGACGUAAUCAUUCAUGCGUGGACAAGCGUGACCGUCAUUCAGUAUCGCUCCGCGCGAUGCGACGUCCUUAUGUGUGCCGGAGUUUGGGGCCGCUGAGUGACGUCAUACUCGUCCGCAGAACGAACCAGUGAUAUUGUCCGUCGUGUGAAUCUAGCUUUAACGUGGGAAAGGUCGCGUUGUUUAAAAGCCGUGUUAGCGAAAACGAAGUCCGCGAGUGGUGUCGCGGCAUUUCGGCAGCAUGCAGUUUUUGUGCCAUGGUUCCACUGCCGGCCUAUAUUAUACGUCAUAGGUUAGCGGAGUGCAGCUUUCCUUUGUGGACGAAUGUGCGAGAUUUUUCUUCGACGUACAUAAAAUUCGUUCGUGUUGUGUCGUUUUGAAGGCGCGAGCCCGUGGGCAGGCAGGCGAGUGGUUGUUUUCAAUGCCAGCAGGUCCUUCGCAAGUGCUGAGCCACUGCGCCAGCACAACUCCUGUAUAUUCUGAGACCAUUUCACACUUAUGUGCACGAAUGACAGAAGACAUUGUUUUAUGGAGCACGCAGGUUUCUAUCCAGCAGAGCGGAAUUUCGUCACCUCUCACUAAAGAGCUGAAUGUGUUUCAUUCAAGUUGUACUCAACCGAGAGAAAUAUGGAAAGCUCUUCAUCGAAAUGCAGAGAAUUCUGCGCCUGCAUGAUACUCUGCGUAGGGAGGGGGGUCGUGGGCAGAAAAACCCUAAGAGGAGGAGGACGGGAAAAGGAAAAUAGAAGGCAAGAUAAUAUAUGAUCACGGUAUCUACAGAUGAGACAAGGUGAUGGUACUGAAAUCUGCAGGCUAGAGCUAUACUCUUAACGACAAAUGAUGCCAGAAAAGAUGAUGAUUUGUCUAUGCUUGCGAGUCUUUCGAGACAGUUUACUUGGCUCUACAGGAAACCUUAUACAGGCCUGAGUAGCUCUAACAGGCACAAAAGAGCUUUUUCUUUAACACCUUCCAUCCAGGCGAUGUAGAAACGCAAAAACAAAAUAUAGUAGGCGCAAGUUCCUUUCGUAGAUUGGCAGGGGGCCGCAUUGCUUGUUGAACGCUGCCUUUUGAGAUUUUUGUUUGUGCUUGUCGCCGUGUAUAUUUAUUAGACGCUGUAUUAAGCUAAUGCAAUGGUCAGUGUAGCGGCAUUGCGUUGCUGUACUCCGAUUUUGCAUUUAAGCGUUGCAGAGUCUCAAAGGAAUGAUGCAGAAUACAGCAUGACUGCGUGUUUGGAGAUAUGUGCACUGGUACUUUUUUUUUUUUUUUUUACUCAAAGUAAGAAGCAAGCGCUAUGAACGCGCCUUGCGAGCUCUGUCGCAAAUUCUUCGCCUCGCCAACUUCGCUCUACGUAACGCUACGUAAUUCCACGAUGAUGAACGUCUGUGAAAUGCCUUUUUUUUUUUGUUGCUUUGUAGAAUAAAGUGAGCGUCCCAGAUGUACUUAUUCAUA
This is a messenger RNA of Dermacentor silvarum, 9784 nucleotides long. Its product is annotated as papilin-like. Gene Ontology annotation, molecular function: metalloendopeptidase activity. NCBI's taxonomy places the organism in Eukaryota, Metazoa, Arthropoda, Arachnida, Ixodida, Ixodidae. Gene Ontology annotation, biological process: extracellular matrix organization. The coding region runs from base 1525 to 3900 and encodes 791 amino acids. The record is from RefSeq and is a predicted model, not a curated record. The transcript is spliced from 15 exons. Gene Ontology annotation, cellular component: extracellular matrix.